Messenger RNA from Xiphias gladius (swordfish), 7374 nucleotides. It is a transcript of the gene pik3c2a, whose product is annotated as phosphatidylinositol-4-phosphate 3-kinase, catalytic subunit type 2 alpha. Bases 236 to 5425 code for a protein of 1729 amino acids. Gene Ontology annotation, molecular function: phosphatidylinositol binding; 1-phosphatidylinositol-3-kinase activity; 1-phosphatidylinositol-4-phosphate 3-kinase activity. Lineage: Eukaryota; Metazoa; Chordata; Actinopteri; Istiophoriformes; Xiphiidae. The transcript is spliced from 33 exons. The record is from RefSeq and is a predicted model, not a curated record. Gene Ontology annotation, biological process: phosphatidylinositol-mediated signaling; phosphatidylinositol 3-kinase/protein kinase B signal transduction; phosphatidylinositol-3-phosphate biosynthetic process. Gene Ontology annotation, cellular component: cytoplasm; plasma membrane; phosphatidylinositol 3-kinase complex.
GACCCAGCCUGGCAGAGACGCCAUCCAACCGUGUCCAACCAAACCUCCAUCCUACCACCUCAACAGGAACUGACGUCCCCUAUGUGCAAGUGGAUGGAAAAAAAAAAAAUGCAGCUGCAGGAAAAAUGGCUCCAAACACCGCACCGCUAAAAGGUGUUUAAGGCUUUUCUCUGCAACCUUUUGGGCCACACUGACUUAAAAGCUGUCACACACAUGGCACCUUUGAGUUGACAGAAUGGCCCAAAUAUCAAGUGGUAAUGGGUUCAAGCUGGAUGUCCCCCAGCCAAAGGGGGUUGUGGGGAAAGAGGAAGCCCUUCGUAUGGAGGAAGAGGCUUUAGCAAAAUUGCAAAAGGAGAAGAGACACACUCUUUCAGCUUCAACAUCCUCAUCUUCGUAUGCAACGUCCAUAUCCUCCUCAAAACCAAAACCAUCUAAAUAUACCACUACUGCUCCUCAACCUUCACCCUUUACUAGUAGACCAGAAAGGGACCUCAUUGUCUUCCCAGAGACCAAGAAGCAAGCAGAGCAGGACAAGUUCAGGGAUAUUGAUGUGGACAAGCUGACCAAUGAAGAGCUUGAAAAGCUCCUACUGGAUGAAAACUUUGGGGCUAACAGUAAAGUGUCCCGCCCCUCGUCACUGCUGGGGUUUAACCUCAGUGCCUCUUACCCUGGAGGCCAUCCCUGUAGCUCCUCCCCUUUCCAAGGCAGCCAUUGGACACCUGUUCUGUCCACUCCAUCAAGCUCCAGUGUGUCCACUCCCACGCAUCAGCCCACCCCAAUGUUCCCCUCUGCUCCAUUCCCCAAACCGGGCACAUUUCAAAAUGGCUUCACUCCAACUAUGUCGCCCUUCAUGGCCCUGCCAACGCAGCAGCCAUCCUUCAUGGCCUUUACUCCUAUCCAGCCUGCUACUGCCGCCAUGGUGUUCCCGCAACCAGCUGUGGACCCAGAGAUGGCCAAACUGUUUGACAAGAUUGCCAGCACCUCAGAAUACUUGAAGAAUGGCAGAUCGGCCAGCACUGACCUAGAUUCCUUUCACGUUGGCACAGCUUCUCUGGCACCUAACCCACCACCCCAGCAGGCAGCAGUGAUGGAAUCGUCUAGCAUCAGUCGCUUUGACUGGCUGGAUUUGGACCCCCUUACAAAGCGGAAAGCUGAGAAUGAGGAGGCAUCCGUGGCAUCAGGGGGUGCUACACAGACAGUACCAGGAGUUCCUGCAGGGGAUCCUUGGGAUGCAGUGCUUGAGACUGAAGGGAACACUGAUAGCAGCAGCCCCCCGCUGGAGGUAAAAGCAUCACUAUCAGUUCGCUCACAGCACAGGAGGGCAUCAACAGGAGCUGCUGUCACUAGGAGUCACUCGCUCAACAUCCCAGGGACCUCUUCCCAGCACAAACCAAAUAAUCAGGGCAAGGGAGAAGGAAAAGGUUUGGUGAAGAAUGCCGCCCUGGAGGAACACGAUGCUCAAAACCUGGAGGUUGUCGCCUUCUGUGAAGACAUUGCAACCCUGCGUUCCAAAUUCCCUCAUGGUGACAUGUCCACCAACCCCGGCUUCGUGCUCAGCCCUGUAAUUGCCCAGAGAGAUGGUGGAGGUGACAAUAGCUGUUCUGUCAAGGUUUCUAUUGAAAUCUCUGAAUCUCAGCAGCCGGUAACCUUCACCUGUGACGUGAGUUCUCCAGUGGAGCUGUUGAUCAGCCAGACUCUCUGCUGGGUCCAUGAUGACCUGGACCAGGUUGACUUCUCCAGCCACCUGCUCAAAGUCUGUGGCCAGGAGGAGGUGCUGCAGAAUAAACACAGUCUAGGCAGCCAUGAGUACGUCCAGAACUGCAGGAAGUGGGAGAACGAGAUCACAUUACAACUACUCUCUCACUCCACCAUGAGAAGAGACUUGGCACGCAGUGCGGAAGAUGACAACUCUACAAUAGACUUAGAGAAGCACCUGGGCCAGGUGGAGAGGCCUUUUAAGGAGAAUGUCACCAGACAGGGCCUGGCUGACUAUUUGGAAGGCUAUCACAAUCAAGUCAACAUCUGCCUACAAAAUGAGAGUACCCAAUAUAAGACAGUGGACCGGGUGGUGCAGACUGUGAAGAACCUGUGCUGUGCUCUGGAUGAGGUGGAGACCCAAGCCAUUACAGAGGCCAUCAAAAGGCUGCGACACUCUGUCAAUUUACCCAGGACACGCUCACCAAAGAUGGGGUCCACAUCUUCAGGCCAAUCAACAAAUGGUCACGCCAGUCCCGUGGAGGAGAGCAUGUCCCUGCUAACGCAGGCCGUCUAUGACCUGGGCAAGCUCUAUUUGCGCUCCUUCUGUCCUCCCUCCGCCUCCGUCAGCUUGCCUCCGUUGCCCCAGGCUGCGGACGAGCAAGCUGUGGAGGCGAGGAGCAGCAGAGAAGCUUCCGGCACCACAGACCACCUACAGUUCACCCUGUUUGCCUUGCAUGGCAUCCCGGCCAACUGGGUCAGCAGCUAUGAGAAGUACUUCCUGAUGUGCUCCCUCACCCACAAUGGCAAGAACCUGUUUAAACCAGUCCAGUCCAAGAGAGUGGGCACAUACAAAAGCUUCUUCUACCAUGUCAAAUGGGAUGAACUGAUCAACUUCCCCAUAGCAGUAGCUGUUCUCCCACUGGAGUCCAUACUGAGCCUGACUCUGUUCGGGGUGCUGAACCAGAAUGCCGGCGGCUCCCCAGACUCCAACAAACAGAGGAAAGCUCCAGAGCAGCUGGGCAAAGUCUCUAUGCCGCUGUUUGACUUCAGACGGGUGCUUGCCAGGGGCAGCAGGCUGCUAUGUCUGUGGACAUCUGCCCAGGGAGCUGCUGCUGCUGCUGGCUCUGCAGGCAGCCGCAAGAGGAUGCCCACAGAGAGAAUUAUACUGCAGGUGGACUUCCCCAAGACAGCAGUGGAUGUUUUAUAUGUGGGACCCAAGGAAGCCCCCAGCCCGGAACCCCACACUCUGGAGGAGCUGGACCCAGACCUCCGUCGCAAACUGGAGAAAAUCUGCAGCCGAGCUUCCAAUUUCGGGCUGAAGCGGGCAGAUCAUCAGAUCCUAUGGGACCAUCGGCUCCACUGUCGGAGAGACCACCCCAGCAGCCUGCCUAAGGUGCUGGCCAGUGCGCCCAGCUGGGACUGGGCCAGCAUGGCUCAUGUUCACUCCCUGCUCCACCACUGGCCCCCUCUGCCCCCCGUCACUGCGCUUGAGCUGCUCGACUCAAAGUUUGCAGAUACAGAGGUGAGAAGUGUGGCUGUUAGUUGGAUUGAGAAGAGCAGUGAUGAUGAACUAUCUGGCUACCUGCCACAGCUAGUACAGGCCUUAAAGUUUGAGUGUCACCUAAAGAAUGCCCUUGUCAUGUUCCUGCUGUCCCGAGCACAAGGCAACAUCAACAUCGCCCACUACCUCUGCUGGCUGCUAAAGGACGCUGUGCAGGACCCUGCCUGGGGCCGGCGUUAUGAACGGGUGCUGGGUGCCGUGCUGUGUCUGUGCGGAGCCAAGCUGAGGGCGGAGCUGGAGAAACAGACUCACUUGGUCACCCUGCUGGGAGCCGUGGCCGAGAGGGUCAGGCAGGCCGGGGGGUCCACGCGACAGGUGGCGCUGCAGGAGGGCCUUGAAAACGUUCAGAACUUUUUCCAGAGGAACACCUGCCGACUGCCCCUCAGCCCCAGUCUGGUGGCCAAGGAGCUAAACAUCAAGGCCUGCUCCUUCUUCAACUCCAACGCACUUCCCCUCAAGUUGGCACUGGUCAACGCCGACCCACUGGGAGAAGAGAUCAAUGUCAUGUUCAAGGUUGGGGAAGACCUGAGGCAGGACAUGUUGGCUCUCCAGAUGAUCCGCAUCAUGGACCGCAUCUGGCUGCAGGAGGGGCUGGACCUCCGCAUCGUCAACUUCAAAUGCAUCUCCACUGGCAAAGACAAAGGCAUGGUGGAGCUGGUGCCGUCCUCCGACACCCUGAGAAAGAUCCAGGUGGAGUACGGCGUCACCGGAUCCUUCAAGGACAAACCGCUGGCAGAGUGGCUCCGCAAGUACAACCCUGCUGAGGACGAGUAUGAGAAGGCAUCCGAGAACUUCAUCUACUCAUGUGCUGGAUGCUGCGUUGCAACCUAUGUGCUGGGUAUCUGCGAUCGCCACAAUGACAACAUCAUGCUGCGCUCCACCGGUCACAUGUUCCACAUUGACUUUGGCAAGUUCCUUGGCCACGCCCAGAUGUUUGGCAGCUUCAAAAGGGACCGAGCUCCAUUCGUUCUAACCUCUGACAUGGCGUACGUCAUCAACGGAGGCGAGCGUCCUACCAGCCGUUUCCAGCUGUUUGUAGACUUGUGCUGUCAGGCCUACAACCUCAUCCGCAAGCACUCCGGGCUUUUCCUCAACCUGUUGUCACUGAUGACGUCGUCGGGCCUCCCAGAGCUGACCGGAGCUCAGGAUCUAAAGUAUGUGUUUGAUGCUCUGCAGCCCCACAACACAGACGCUGAGGCAACUAUCUUCUUCACCAGGCUAAUUGAGUCCAGUCUGGGCAGCGUGGCCACCAAGUUCAACUUCUUUAUCCACAACCUUGCCCAGCUACGAUUCUCCGGUCUGCCGGCCAACGACGAGCCCAUUCUGUCCUUCUCCCCCAAGACCUACACCCUGAAACAGGAGGGCCGCAUAAUCCACGCCUCCAUCUUCUCCUUCCAGAAGAGAUACAACCCCGACAAGCAUUAUACGUAUGUGGUGAGGAUCCUGAGGGAAGGUCAGAAUGAGCCCCAGUUUGUCUUCCGCACUUUUGAUGAAUUCCAGGAGCUCCACAACAAAUUGACCAUACUAUUCCCUCUCUGGAAGCUGCCGAGUUUCCCCAACAAAAUGGUGCUCGGUCGCACCCACAUUAAAGAAGUGGCAGCCAAGAGGAAGCUGGAGCUCAACAAUUAUGUCCACAACCUGAUGAGGAGCUCCACAGAGGUCACCCAGUGUGACCUGAUCUACACCUUCUUUCAUCCGAUUGCACGGGAUGACAAGACAGAAGGUUUAGAUGCCACGCCCAAAGCACCAGAGCCUCCGCUGAGUCCCACUUCUGGCCGAGUGGAAGGAGAAGUGAAGCUCUCGAUCUCCUACAGGAACAGCACUCUCUUCAUCAUGGUCAUGCACAUCAGAGAUCUGGUUUCUGAAGAUGGAACAGAUCCCAACCCGUAUGUGAAAACCUACCUGCUUCCAGAUCCACACAAGACUUCCAAACGCAAGACAAAGAUCUCGAGGAAAACCAGGAACCCUACUUUCAAUGAGAUGCUGGUGUACAGUGGCUACAGCAAGGAAACCCUGGGCCUGCGUGAGCUUCAGCUGAGCGUGCUCAGUGCUGAGUCGCUGCGUGAGAACUACUUUCUGGGCGGCAUCACGCUUAGACUCAAAGACUUUGACCUCAGCAAGGAGACGGUCAAGUGGUACAAACUCACCGCCGUCCCCUACUUCUAACCCCCACCUGCCUCUCCCUGAAGCCUGGGAACGGCUCCGCCUCUCCAGACAAAAGCUGCGUUCACGUCAUACGGGAAAGGCGGCAGAUGUGGCCUCGCUUGAAAAUGGUGGUCGCCUCAGCUUUCAGUUCAUAAGAAUCAAGCUUCUGAUCUUGGAGGUCGGGAGAUGGGCCCUCAUUUUUUGGGGAAUCUCUGACCAUCAUCAAAUUUUGAAGUAAUAAGCAGUGAUAGUUUCAUUUCAAAUCUAACAAACCAAACGAACCAUGUUGUAAUUGGUAUUCUUAAGAUCAUCUUCAUGGCAGGACACAGCUGUGCUUGUUGCUGAAAAGCAUUUUUCACUAAGUACGUGCGUCUUGAACAACUGAGCAGUAGCAAGCUGAGUCUGCAGAAUUUCAUCGUGGCAUUCUUACAUUCAUCAUCAUGUUGCCUCAGAGGUUAUUCCCAUAUGACAUGAAUGCAGGAUAAAAACUCCCUCAGACGCACCCACAAAGGCCGACCCAACAGGCCGAUUCACACACCCUGAAAGGGGAGCCUGCUCUCCAUUCUUCACUAUUUUUCUCUCCCUCUUUAACUAAUCAAGAUUGUUUCUGUGACAAGCAAUCUCCACUUAUUUUGUCUCUCUUUUUCCUAAACUAUAACAAAGAGGUGUAAUGUUUUGUACAUUUUGAUAUUAGAGGACCAAAACGGCUUAAUAGCAGAAGAGUAUAUAUAGAUUGACACUUUUAUUUUUUAAGGAAUAGAAAGGGGGUUCAUUUUUACAUUUUCCAUGUUUAUUUUCUAUAUAGACUAAUAGGAGGCAACAGGGUUUCCUGCUCUGCAACAGACACUUCUGGGUAGAGUAGUCCAAAAACACCAGAUUCAAGGAAAUCAACAGUGACCUUAUGAUUCCCCGUGUGCCAAAAUUAAUGAGGAGGAUGGCAAAUCAAACCACUCUCCCCAACAGGGAGCUGAACAGGGUGCCUUUGUUUGUGCUCACAAUCUCUUUUUAACGCUCAACUUGGCCUUAUUGCUAUAUAUAUUUUAUUAACAAUGUGAUAUGUCCUUAUUAGAGAAAAAUCUAUAUUCUGUAAAGCUAUAUCAGUAGUUGUUCCAGAGCAGGUUUGGUGCCAGACCGGCAUCAUAAGGUUUUAUUUUUUAUUUUUUUUUGUAACAGUGGACUGCCACUAAAUGCACACUACCAGGUCUUUCUCUCAUGGUAUUACUUGACUGUUUUUCACAUAGCACACUUUAAAGGGGAAUUUGUAUCAUAAGCUUUGGAACACGCUCUUGUCUGUGCUCUGGAUGAAGCGAGUACGGUUGCCUAAUAACGCUGGUCAUAAGUCAGUUCAGCGUUUCCUUCAGGUGGUUCAAAACCACAAGUCAGACUUUUCGGAAUGCAGUUUAGGAACCCAGUGCAAACUAGAGUCUGGACAUGAGGCUGUUUCAGCUCGGGCAGCAAUACCACACUCUCUCCCGGUCCCUAAUAGUGGUGUAAUGACGCCAUCAUGUGUAAUUGGCCAAGUGGUUAGCAAUAACUUAAACUGCCAGUGAAGUCCAGAUCCAGUCAGGUUUUGUGAUAUCUAAGUGAGAAAAUGCAAACUGAACCCAGAUCAGCACUAAAAAGGCAACUUAAACUUUAAAACAUCUUCAUAAAAAGGGAACAAGAUCCUGAGCAAGAAAUUAGCUGCUUUCCUCUCCACUCGCUAACUAUGAAUCUAAAGUUGUUGUUUAUGUUUAAUAAAGAAAUUAUGAUGAAUUUUUUCUGAAAAGUUUUUUAAGAGAAGACAAUUAUGAUGUAAGAGCAACACUCACACUAUAAAUACUAGUGACUUGAUCCACUCUUUUAGUGACUGUACAAAGAAAGCAAGCAGAGUUUGUAUUAACAUGGCCAGUUAUUUAUUCUUAAUUGGUGACCUGUAACCUGAAUGGAUCAGUGUGUACUGUAAUCCCUCUUUCCUAAAGCAAAUUAAA